GAUGCUGAGCAAAGAGCUGAAAGCUGGUGUCGACAAGCUGGUGGAAGCCAACCCGUUCCUGUCAGCUCGAGUAGUGAAGAAAGAUGGCCGGAUGCUGGUGGAACCUGGAGCUCACUCCGAUUGCUUCUUCAAAGUAGUGGACCCACCAAAAGAGUGUCCCUUGAUUGGUUCCCUUGAUUUGAAAGGAAAGCUAGAAUUUCUGCGAAACCUUGAGCAGCAUUUCACGCCACCUGGGACAGCAUUGACCACGGUGAAGAACGGAACCCAAGUCUUUUUGGUGGAGCUGAUGACAUUUCCAGAGCCUUUUGUGUGCUUCGUCAUACACUUGUCGCAUCUGGUGGGCGAUGCCAAGACCCUCUAUGACCUGGUUGGUCAAUUGAAUGCUUUCUUAGCCAAACAAACACCGAACACUUUGGACUGGGAGAGUCCUGUUCGACAAAGCUUUGAAUUGCUGCCUUUGUCUUUGAAAGACCGUCAGAAGGUGUCCACCUGGGGAUUUUUCGGUUGGUUGGCUCAACUGAUCUGCGGUCCUUUGCGCCAGAAUCAUGUUCUUCUACUCUCCAAACAGCAGAUUGCCAAAGAAAAGGAAAGUCGAAAAGCUCCAAAAGUCGAGUUUCUUUCGUCCAACGAUAUCAUUACUGCAGCUCUUAGUCGUGCGAUCAAGAACUCUUACAUCAUGAAUAUCGCCGUGAACAUGCGUGAGAAGCAAUGCAGCGGAAAAGGGAUCCCAGGCAAUGUGGCCGGGAAUUAUUGGUACUCGUUCCCUAUGGAUCACCAAGCAGCUUCCGAUCCCAAUGCAAUCAGAGAAAGUCUUUCAAAACUGGAGUACUACAACGAGAAUGAGAUUCCGUGCUGGCCCUUUUUCCGUGGCCGCUACAGCUUCAUCACCAGCUGGACCAGCUUCACUCGUCAGUUGGAGGUGGAUGGUUUGAAGGUGGAAUGCCACGCUGUGCACGGAAACUUUUUGCGAGAGAAUCCGACCAAUGUGGCCGUGGUUUUCCAUGCUGCACCAGAGAUUUUGGCAUUGAGCCACAAUGUACCAGACAGAAAUCUUGAUGUGGAGGUUUUGGGAUCAUUGAUGUGAGUGGCGAGGGCACAGUGGCCAACAGAGACGCUGCCCUUUGGAUCCUUUGCGCCAACCAAUGUGUUCGAGUAGCAAAAUGCAAUGCGAA
Molecule: messenger RNA, 1172 nt
Organism: Durusdinium trenchii
Lineage: Eukaryota; Dinophyceae; Suessiales; Symbiodiniaceae
Source: the annotation of a GenBank genome assembly